GUUUGUUCAAGACACGAUUAAUAGGUCACCCUUUCGAGACAGCAACCACUGCAGUAGGACUCGCAGGUUGUAUGAGUUCUAAGGAGGAGAAGCCUACACUUGCCGGCGUGCAGAUCAAGACCCGCAAACGUAACAUCGCUGUAGCUCUCGACCCUGGAUCUUUCGCUGACGCUGUAGUCACCAUCUUCGAGGAUGCCAAGGAUGGUGACGAUCUCGAGAAGAACCUUUCAGCUGGCGUGAAGGUUGUUGAGGGCACCCAGCUCGACUUCUCACGAUACGGCGACACUCUUUUCGAGGUCUUCUUCGCUGGAGGCCGCCUUGCAGCAGGAGGAAAUGUUGUUGAGGAGGGCAAGAAGCUGGACACCAAUGUUCUGGCAGCGGAGGCGACGAAGGAUGCGAUUGUGCCCUACAUGAAGAUGUUCCAGAUUCUGCUCAGGAAACGCCCAUUCCUGAUCAGGCCGCUGGAGAACACCCUCAUCAAGCUGCUCAAAUCCCUGGACUUCUACAAUGACGAGGGGCGCAUCAAAAUCGCCAUCGCGACGGCGCGCUGUUUUGCGAUGAAGCUGGGGGUGCAGCCGGACCGGAUCCUGCUGCCCAUGCUGAACGACCGCAUGGUGGCCAAGGGGCUCAUCCUGCAGUACGCGACGGCCUUUUUCAGCGAUUACCUUUCCACCGAGUCCGUCGAUGACCUGGUGGCGCUGCUGCGCAAGGCGCGACUGGACGACCACUUGCUCGACCUCUUCCCUCCGCAGAAGCGCACGCUGAAGGACUUCGACGAGCAUUUCAAGGCGGCUGGGCUGAGCAAGCUGGUGGAGUACAACAAGAAGAAGGUGGAGGAGCUGCACCUGCAGGAGCUCAAGGCCAGCCUGGCCGAGACGAUUGCGGCCGACCCGCCGCUGCCGCCGGCCGACGCCAUAACCCUCGUUCAGGACAAGAAGAAGGAGUGGGCGCUCCCCGACCUCGAGAUCUCCAAGAUAGUGUGGACGGUGCUGAUAGAGGCGGUGCCGACGACGGGCAAGAACGCGGCGCAGAUCAAAGCGGCCGUCGCCAAGCAGGUCAAGGCUUACAAGGCGCUGCUGUCCACUUUCUGCUCCUCCGCGCGCGUGGAGGCCGCCCUGAUGGUCCACGUGCAGGUUGGGUGCUACGAGGACAGCAAGCUGCUGAAGCUGUUCACGGACAUCAUCCGAAUCCUGUAUGACAAUGACAUCGUGGCAGAGGACACCAUCAUGUGGUGGGCCAAGAAGGGCGCGCACCCCAAGGGCAAGAACGUGUUCCUGCGCGAUGCUGAGCCCUUCAUCAAGUGGCUGGAGGAGGCAGAAGAGGAUGAAGACGAGGAGUGAUUGCGCCUGAUCAGGCCGCAUUCAAAUUUUGAAAUCCGUGAUGGAUUUCACGUGAUACCAAUAGGUUGGCAGUGAAGGCCAGCUGGACGGGAUCGUGCCAAUAAGGUCCCUAGAGCCUCUGCUGUGUGCUGCAAUGAAGCGUGUGCUAAACAAUUGGCCGCUUCAUUGGGGGUGGUGACUGGUACCUUGCUGGAAGGCUUGCCUCUUUGUUCUUUUGCAGGCCUGUCGUUUGCACAGGAGCAGUGUAGGCAGCAUGCAUCAAUCUCUGCCGAUGCUUUGUCGUGGGAAAUGUCUGGGAGGUUCCCACUCCAGUGUAUACAGUGACCUUAACCAACUGAGGGAAGUGUUGCGGAAGAAUGUGAGUGUUUAUGGAUAUCGCAUUGGCAGCUUUGAGCCUUGCCGUGAGCAGACUGCAUGCAUGUUUGUCGAAACAGUAUUACCUGCAGGCUGCGGCAAUAUGAAAUGCCAGAACCGCUGAGACUCCCUUGCAGUGCCUCGACCAUGUUUGUGAUGUGCAAAAUGCGCCUGUUGCGAUUGCAUCAUGCAAGCUGCAAUUUGCAUGCAUUGUUGGCGCCGGAUAAUGACCAGCAUACUGGACAUGGAGUGCAUGCAUGUGCAAAUAUCUGGUAUGCAUGUGGCGUGCUUUGAGAAGCUUCUGCCCU
Messenger RNA from Coccomyxa subellipsoidea C-169, 2002 nucleotides. Its product is annotated as flagellar associated protein. The transcript has 10 exons. Bases 72 to 1340 code for a protein of 422 amino acids. The record is from RefSeq and is a predicted model, not a curated record. Gene Ontology annotation, molecular function: protein binding. Gene Ontology annotation, cellular component: membrane; cytoplasm. Lineage: Eukaryota; Viridiplantae; Chlorophyta; Trebouxiophyceae; Coccomyxaceae.